Molecule: messenger RNA, 3667 nt
Organism: Ipomoea triloba (trilobed morning glory)
Lineage: Eukaryota; Viridiplantae; Streptophyta; Magnoliopsida; Solanales; Convolvulaceae
Product: protein SMG7L-like
Exons: 6
Coding region: 579-3482 (967 amino acids)
Biological process (GO): nuclear-transcribed mRNA catabolic process, nonsense-mediated decay
Cellular component (GO): telomerase holoenzyme complex
Molecular function (GO): protein binding; telomerase RNA binding; telomeric repeat DNA binding
Source: RefSeq, a predicted model, not a curated record
AUCAAACUACCCUUUUUUUUAAUCCCCUCUGAUGAAUUUUUUAUGCUGUGUUUCAACUUUCAAGCAAACUUUCAUCAAAUUCUGCUACUUGGGUUGCUUCUUAAUUUUUAUUUUUAAUUUUUUUUUUUAAAAAAAAAGUAUUUUUCCCCCAAUGUUAAUUACAAUCUUUUUGUUUCUUGUUUUUAACCUAUGGGUUGUAAGAAUUCCCCAAUUUGCUUCUGUGUAUCUUAAGUCUACAUGAUUCUGCUUGAAUCCCAAGCUGUAUUCUUCAAGAAUUUCUUGUGUGAUGGUGAAUGGUGAUCACCAUGUUUUUCUAUCUUGAAAAUAUUAAUUUCUUGAAAUAAAUUGAUGAGGGGGUAUUUCUGUCAAUUUUUUUUCUUGUUUGAUGGGUUAAAGAUAAUCUUGAAGUCUUCUCAGGUUUUGGUUUUGGUUUUGGUUUUCCCUUGUUUAUGGGUUUACAGCUCUUAUGUGGAAAUGCUACCUCAAGUCACUGCAUUUUCAUAAAUAGGUAUUAUUACGGUAUUCGUGAAUCAGAGUAACAAACGAGGAGAUUGAUAAGACGUUUGUUUGUAGUAGCCAUGAAUACGAAAGAGGCUGCCUCGUUCAAAGAUCAAAAGGAAAAGCUCAAUGCUCUUCUUGAGAUUGCUAGUGUAGAGAAACAAUUGUUGACGUCGAUAUAUUCUAAAGGUCUUUUGCAUAAAGAGGUCCGUGAGCUUUACCAUAAGGCCCGUGCUAGCUAUGAGAACAUCGUUUUGAAUGAUUACAAAGUGGUGGGGCUUCAAGAAGUUGAGUUCUCUUUAUGGAAGCUUCACUAUAAGCACAUUGAUGAGUAUCGGAAAUGGAUACGACAAUCGAAUGCGGAGAAAAGGAAAGGUGAAAGUUUAGAGGAGGAUACGAGUUCCCAUCACGAUAUCGAUAAACAUAUGGAAGGGUUCAAGUCGUUUCUAUCUGAAGCUAGUGACUUUUAUCGGGAUUUAGUUAAGAAACUUAGAAGAACGUGUGGACUUCCCGGGGAACUCUUACUGCGAAAGAAGGGCGAUGCCUCCUCGUGCUUGGCGGGACCUACGAAGCUCCCGCAAUGCCAAUAUGCGUGCCAUCGCUUUUUGGUUUGCCUUGGAGAUCUUGCUAGGUAUAGUGAACUUUGUAAGAAACACGAUGCUUGUAAGUGGUCAGCUGCAGCCACGUAUUAUCUCGAAGCAUCGUGGAUAUGGCCCGAUAGUGGAAACCCGCAUAAUCAGCUUGCACUCUUGGCAACGUACGUUGGCGAUCCUUUCCUUGCGUUGUAUCAUUGUGUAAGGAGUUUGGCUGUCAAGGAGCCUUUUCCCGAUGCCUGGAAUAACCUUAUGCUUCUCUUAGAGGAGAACAGGUCAUCUCACUUCCACUCCCUUUCGAGCGAGGCACACCUUGAUUUGCUAAAACCGUCAGAAAAAGCGCUCUUGCGUACUAGAUCCCAAGGAAGUGACGGUUCGUCAAAUGACAAUAAAUUGGAAGGCACUGAAAGUGUUUCCUCGGGGAAAUCUGAUAUAUGGCGCCUGUUUGUCAGAUUGAUAAGUUUCUUUCUAUUAAGAUCCAGUUUAGAGGAUUUUCCCCACACCCUUGCUUCCACGGUUAGACAAUUAGAAGCUAUGAUGGCGUUAGGCGAUGAAGACCUAAAGGCUGCACUUGAAUCGUAUCAGUUUAUGGAUCCAUCGAGAGAGGGCCCUUAUCGUACCCUACAACUCGUUACCAUUUUCAUCUUCAUCAUCCACUGCCUGACCGAGAGCGAUGAAGGGGAGGUGCAGAAAGAGGAUAUCGAGCCCGAGUCUAGCUUGACUAAAUUAGCACUGACUGCUACUUUCAUUUGCGCGGGGCGCAUUGUUGAGCGAUGUGUCAACGGGGGUAAGUUAGAAGAAUGCCUGCUCUUGCCCACUGUGCUGGUGUUCGUUGAAUGGUUAGCGAACACACUUGAAAGAGCAGAAGCUCACGCGGGAGAUGAAAGGGUCACGAGUGCCAUGUCUUACUUUUUUGGUGCCUUUGCUGAUCUUCUGAACCGGGUUGAUCUUAGUUAUAAUGAAGAAGUUGCUCCAGACAACACUGCUCUCUGGGAGGACCACGAGCUGAAGGGGUUCGACCCAAUGGCCCGUGCACACAUGAAGUUGGAUUUCACGGGCCAUCGGGAAUGCAUGGAGAACUUCUGUAGCAGGAAUACAUCUAGGUCUCGACGCAUAUUUCUUGUUGGGACUAAAAUUGCAGGCAGGUCAGGUGAUUUGGUGCGUAAUUGGCUCGUGUAUGAUAAUUUUGAAAAAAGAUUCAGCUCUUUGGUAGCAAAAUCCCGAGACCAGGGUCAUGAACCGCAAGAACUAAUUCAACAGAGUUCUGGAAGCACAAACGAGCAGAGGGAAAAUCGAAAUCAUUCGGGUUUUAUUAACAGCCAGUCCAGUGCUGCAGAGGAGGAAGAAGUGAUUCUCUUUAAGCCCAUCAUCACGAGACAUAACUCAGCUCCUGCUUCUACAUCCCGCCCCUCGAGUGAUCGUGUCUCUGCUGAAGGAACGAAGGAAGAAGGGGCAAGCAGUGAUGAGUCCUUGCGUCGUGCCUCCUCGCUUUUUGUCGGGCAAAGCCAAUCCCAGACUGCAGAUACUUUCAGUUUCCGCCCUGAUACCACUAAUAACCCGAGAUUGAGUAGUCCAUUGAAGCCCCAAGAGCCUGUCUUGAAAGACUCCUCAGCUUACCCUGCUGGACCUCCAUCCCUCAAGGCAUGGGUCAUUGACAAAGAAACUCUCAGUGAAUCCUUCAAUGCCCUUUCGAUUACUGAAACAAAAGAUCCCAUAGUUAGUUCCUCCCAUGUUUCUGCAGCAGCAAUUCUCGAUGCCCCUCCUCCGCCUUAUGCAAGUCCAGUGCCUUCUGCCCCGCUUUUACCCGAAGAUGCCUCGUGGUUCAAGGGCAGCAAGGAAGGCGAUGGCAUUCUCGGGGCAUCACCAAUGAGUGGAUACUCAUACACGAACUGGCAUCCAACUCGGGGACCAUUCAAUUUCGUGAGAGGAGCUCCAAGUUUUCUCGACGGAUACUCGCCACUGCAAGGGAUGAGCUCGUCCGAAUGGCUAUACCAUUACAGAAACAGGCAGAAUUUCGAUCGAGCCAACACUCACUUCUGGCCAUCUCACUUCAAUAAUGUACCACCAUCAACCUACCCCAAUAAUCUGAAUGCACCUAACAUGGCGAGGUACGAUCUUUUAGACCAGUGGGGGAACCCGUUGGCUUCGAGCCCUGCAGCGCUGUAUUUGGAGACCCCCCCGCAGAUGCUUCCCAGUCCUCUCAUCCCGGGCCCUGACGAACACAGAAGAGACAAGCCCAUUUUUGGGUACCAAAGACCGUCCCCUUAUGUCUGUGGCACGGGUUUAGAGCUAAGAUCAGAGCAGCCAGCAUUGCUGCACUAUCUGAAAGAGAGAGAGCUUCAGUUGCAGCCAGAGUAUCAGUUCAGAGGUCCAUCUUUUAUGGGGAACUGAUACAUUGCUCCAUCUUUUAUGGGAUUUUCUCUAACUUUAUAUGCAUCACAUUGCAUGUAUGUAUGUAUGUAAGCAUCAUUACUGGAUUUACUGCAGUUUUUAGUGUGGGGUUUGGGCUACUGUAUGUUUUAAACAGUUGAAAGAUGAAUGCAUUUUAGAAAGUUACUAAGCCAAUGAGAGGUAUA